GGAAGAUCAUGCUCAGUGCGAUCGUAUCAAAUGUAAAAGUGUCUGGGUCUGGAAGAAUGCAUAUUUGUCAUGCUUGUCUGGCAUGACUCUUAGACCUGUCAUGCACGUUACCCAAGAGCUCCAUCUUUCUGUGAUGCUGGAACGCAGUUUGUCAUGCAGAAUAGGCAACACCUAGAAGCUCAGAAACUUGCCAUGCUGAGCCAGCAUUUGUGGCCUCAUCAUGAGACGCCGCCCAGCAUCACAAGUUUCCAGACCCAGACACUUUUGCAUUUGAUAGGUCGUGGCGGGAAUGGGCAUGAAUUGCGCUGUAUCCCAGGUGAAAAAAUCUUCUUGCUCGCGAUCGUCACUUUUCAUCUUUCGACCAGCUGCUUUUGCAGUAGAGAAAGAAAUCAUCUCCAAUUCCAUGAAGGCUGCGCUGCGUGGGGUUUGAUGUAUAGCGCAUUAUGCAUGGAAUGGCUGGAAGUGGAAACAAGGGGAUUUCAGUUUUGAGGUCGUGGGAAGGACAAGAUUUUUUUCAUUCGGAUAGACUUUGUUUGCUCAUGCCGUGAGGGUGAGCAUGGAUCUCGUCACUCAGGUA
Messenger RNA from Amoebophrya sp. A120, 577 nucleotides. The record is from the annotation of a GenBank genome assembly. NCBI's taxonomy places the organism in Eukaryota, Dinophyceae, Syndiniales, Amoebophryaceae.